AUGACACAGGCGAUAGUUGUUGGAGUAUUGGCGCUUCAAGGUGCGUUUAUAGAACAUAUAAAGUUGUUUCAAGCUGCAACCCAAAAAAUUCCGGGCCAUGAAUUUUCUUUUAUAGAGGUCAGAACGGCCAACCAGUUAAAAACAUGCCAGGCUUUGGUGAUCCCCGGAGGAGAAAGCACCGCCAUGUCUCAUAUAGCUCAACGGACCGGAAUUAUAGAGCCACUUAUGGAGUUCAUCAAGUCGGAACGUCCAGUGUGGGGCACCUGUGCGGGAUUGAUUUUUUUAUCGAAACAGCUUGUUAAUGGAAAGCCCGAACAGACUAUUUUGGGAGCUUUGGAUAUCGAGGUGACUCGAAAUGCAUUUGGAAGACAGCUUCAAUCUUUUAGUUCCGACUUGGACUUUUCCUCUUUCAUCGAGGGGGUCACCGAUUUCCCCACAAUUUUCAUACGAGCACCGGUGGUCACCAAGGCACCGGCCGACAAGCAUGUAACUGACUCGAAAGUGAUACAGGCUCCGUUCGACUACAAGAAUGAAUCUCCAUUGGAAGUGCUCCAUAAGCUCGAUACCGGCCUUAUCGUUGCCGUUCGUCAAGGACAAGUUUUGGGAACAUCAUUCCACCCUGAAUUGGGAGAAGACAGCAGAUUUCACCAGUGGUUCUUACAGGAAUUCGUAUUAGCAUCUAUAUAG
Molecule: messenger RNA, 687 nt
Organism: Meyerozyma guilliermondii ATCC 6260
Lineage: Eukaryota; Fungi; Ascomycota; Pichiomycetes; Serinales; Debaryomycetaceae
Gene: SNO1
Product: putative pyridoxal 5'-phosphate synthase
Exons: 1
Coding region: 1-687 (228 amino acids)
Biological process (GO): pyridoxine metabolic process; pyridoxal 5'-phosphate biosynthetic process
Cellular component (GO): cytosol; glutaminase complex
Molecular function (GO): glutaminase activity
Source: RefSeq, a predicted model, not a curated record